AUGGGAAUUUCUGGAUUACUUCCAUUUGUCAAAAAUGCGUGCAGAGCGGGUAAUAUUAUUGAAUUAAAAGGAAAAUCUGUAGCGGUUGAUGUGAGUUGCCUUCUUCAUCGAGGUCUCACUGGAUGUAUGGACAAAAUUCAUAUGGGCGAAGAUACCACAAGUUAUGUCUAUUACGUGGAGAAAUACAUCAAAGAGCUUUUAUCAUAUGAUUGUCAUAUUGUGAUGGUGUUCGACGGUCGGCCGCUUCCUUCAAAAAAACAAACCAACGAUGAUCGAAGAGAACGAAGGGAGAAGAAUAUCGAGCACGCCGAGCUACUUUUGGCAAAAGGCCAAGAGAAACAAGCUCGCGACAAAUUUCGUCUAGCAACAAAAAUCUCGUCAAACGUCGUCGAGACAACGAUUGCGCAUUUUCGAAAUUGGAAAAAUGUCGACAUCGUCGUGGCGCCGUAUGAAGCCGACGCGCAAUUGGCGUAUCUGAUGAAGGCCGAACUAGUCGACGCCGUCAUCACGGAAGACUCGGAUUUGAUUGUUUUCGGCUGCGAAACCAUCUAUUUCAAAUGGCAAUCGGGAAGCGGCGAAUGCACUGUUUACGAGAAGAAGAACCUCCCAAAGUGUUUCACCGGUGAACUAGGCGGCGACAAGUUCGACUUUGUGAAAUUCCGGAGAAUCUGCAUCAUUUCCGGAUGUGACUACCUCCAAUCCGGUGUUCCCGGCGUCGGUUUGACAACGGCGGUGAAAUUUUUCGGAAAAACUUCAAUAACGCACAUUCCAACACUCUUGAAAAAACUCCCCUCAUAUUUGAACAAUGGGAAACUUAAAAACUAUAUUACACCGGAAUUUAUUGCAAAUUUCAUCAAGGCUGAAAAUACGUUCGAGUAUCAGGUGAGGCAAUCCAAUUUUGUUAGACGGAGGAGAGAAAAUCAAACUAUUUUUUUUCGGGUGGUAUUUGAUCCGAGAGAACGAUGCCAAAAACCGUUGAAUCCUUAUCCCGAACUCGACAAUGACAUCAUAGAGCUCGGUGGAGCCGAUAGUCAAGAAUCCAAUAAAUUCCACUACGCCGGUGAUGUAUUAAAUGCCAAUAUUUCAACAAGACUCGCGUUGGGCAACUCGGCCAAUGGGUCUUGCCUCGAUGAUAAAUUUCUGCCAAAUGAUUCGAAUCCGAGUUGGAGUGUUUGGUCGGACAAAUUUCAAAGCAAAGGAAAAAUUCAAGAAAUGGAGAAGAAGGAACGAGAAAAACCGCAAAUUUGGGACGGCGGCGCGUUCAAGCUUGAUCCGCCGAGUUUGAAACGCGUCAAAAAGUCAAACGAUUCGGAGAGCUCGAAAAAGCGAAUGAAAUUUUGUCUCGAUGAUGAAGACGACAUUGUUCAGAAUUUCAUGGACGACGUCAAAAAUGCCGCGAAGAAGCGCAAAAAUGCUCCAGACAUCGACUAUUCAGCAGAGGAAAUGUUGGCGAAGUUUGCGAAAAAACCAAAAAUCGACGAACCUGAAGUCGACGAUGCGAUUUUCGGCAUAAGAUCCCAAUUUGGCCUUCCAUUCAUUUUUCAUAUUUCAGAAUUCACCACACAGCCAUCAUCUUCGCAACCUGAAAUGACUAAAAUUGACUAUUCAAUUGAGAAAGAGGAGCCGGCUCUGAAGCCAUCACCGAUUGCUCUAAGAAAGACAAAAUCAUCUCCAACGUCGUCAAACAUCAAAAAAUUCCAGUCACCCAUACUUACUACGAGAAAUUCCGAAUCAAUUGUGCCAUCAAAACCAAAAAUUGUCAGUCAAAGUCGAUUUUUCGCCAAAAACACUGGAUCACCUAGUGUUUCAAAUCCUUUCCGAAGGCCGGCGUUUAUUAAAACUGAGGAAAUCGCGAAGAAAGAUUCUGAAGAGAAAACACCAAAAAUUGACUCUCCUCUAUCUGUGAUUGAAACUGAGAAUACUGUAACGAUCAACACUUUCCGGUUUGUCGGCUUUAAAGGGGCCGGACUCAGUCGAAAAAAGUUCUAA
Molecule: messenger RNA, 1989 nt
Organism: Caenorhabditis bovis
Lineage: Eukaryota; Metazoa; Nematoda; Chromadorea; Rhabditida; Rhabditidae
Source: the annotation of a GenBank genome assembly